Molecule: messenger RNA, 2377 nt
Organism: Momordica charantia (bitter melon)
Lineage: Eukaryota; Viridiplantae; Streptophyta; Magnoliopsida; Cucurbitales; Cucurbitaceae
Product: putative protein phosphatase 2C 60
Biological process (GO): protein dephosphorylation
Molecular function (GO): protein serine/threonine phosphatase activity; cation binding
Source: RefSeq, a predicted model, not a curated record
AGUGAUAUUGUUCUAUUCCAUUCUUCCCCUUUGCAUCCACUUUCUGUGUCUCUGGUUCAUAUUUGUGGAGCCCAUUGAAACCCCAUAUGCAAUUUUUGCCUUUCCGCCAUCGCUGUUGGUUUUCCUUUUAGACGAGUUCCAGGUGCCACUGUCACACCAAAGUAUUUCAGUUCCGUUUUUCCUCUGAAUCUCACUUCAUUUCUUCGCACCGAUUGAGGGUUUUUCUUCUUCUUCUUCAAUUUCCAUCGUGCCCCAGAAAACGGAACAAAAAGUUUUGGGAGAUUUUCUAUUUUAUGGUGGCCGAUGAAUUUCAAACCCCUGUUUCCUACUGUUUUCGUUUCAUUUAAUCUGUGGAUCUACCGCUUUUCGAACCCACGUGUAUUGCCCCGUCUCUUGUAGAUCUCUAUCGUUUUCGUUUGGUGUCAUUUAGUAGCUGACCGAACUGAUCGAAUAGCCUAAUUUUAGAGUGAGUUCAUAUUCCUCUUUUCAUCGUCUCUUAUUUCUGUAGUUCGUACUCGUCGUUUAGUCUUCGGAAUUUAGGUGUGAGAAUGAGUUGGUUUCUGAUUCGUGUGCUGAAUGUAAAUGUUGGAUUGUGUGUUUGCUGCAGCUCUUUCUUAGUUUCGAUAUUUGGUCAACGUAUUACGAGAGUUUUUGUUUUCCUGUGUUGAAUUUGAUUUGGAAGCAGAAGAGAUGAUGGGUUUCUGUUCCAUUUUGUGUUUAUUGUAGUUCAUCGAGAUAGUUGACCGAAAUAUGCACUUAGAGGAGCCAAUUAUCAGAUUGAGGAGUUUUUUUGCUUAUUGAGAGUGAUUUAUUUUCUUCUAAUUGGUUUGUUGGUUUGCUGGAAAAGCGGGCUGGUGGGGGCUUUUGGACAAGAAUGGUACUGUUAUCCUUUUUGAAUGUGGAGUUAAGGGGUUGGCGUUGAUGAAAUGAGGGAUGUUAUCCAGCUUGAUGAACUUUCUGAGGGCUUGCUGGCUGCCGUCCUCGGACAAUAUCGUACACAGCGGUUUGGAUUCAGCAGGGGGCCGUCAUGAAGGGCUGCUUUGGUACAAAGAUAUAGGACAACACGUGAAUGGUGAAUUUUCAAUGGCUGUUGUCCAGGCCAACAACUUGCUAGAGGAUCAGAGCCAGAUCGAAUCGGGUCCGUUGAGCUUGCUUGAAUCCGGCCCAUAUGGAACCUUUAUUGGUGUCUAUGAUGGCCAUGGUGGGCCUGAGGCAUCAAAUUACGUAUAUGAUAAUCUUUUCCAGCAUCUGAAAAGGUUCACCUCAGAGCAACAAUCAAUGUCAUCUGAUGUGAUAAAGAAAGCAUUUCAAGCUACAGAAGAAGGCUUUAUUUCUCUAGUGACCAAACAAUGGCAAAUGAAGCCCCAAAUUGCAGCUGUUGGUUCAUGCUGCCUGGUCGGUGUGAUCUGCGAUGGCACCCUUUACAUAGCCAACCUUGGUGAUUCCCGUGCUGUGCUGGGAAGGCUCGUGCGGGCGACUGACGAGGUUAUUGCCGUUCAGUUAUCAGCAGAGCAUAAUGUGAGCAUAGAAUCCGUCAGAAGUGAGAUGCAUUCUCUACACCCAGAUGACUCCCACAUAGUAGUUUUGAAGCAUAAUGUAUGGCGAGUAAAAGGCUUAAUACAGGUUUCCAGAUCCAUUGGUGACGCGUAUCUAAAGAAGGCUGAAUUCAACAGGGAACCAUUGUAUGCUAAGUUUAGGCUCCGCGAACCGUUCUCUCGGCCAAUAUUGAGCUGCGAACCAUCAAUUUCGGUGCAUGAACUUCAACCACAUGAUCAGUUUAUCAUAUUUGCCUCUGAUGGCCUGUGGGAGCACAUUAGCAAUCAGCAGGCCGUGGAUAUCAUUCAAAAUAAUCCGCAUAAUGGAAGUGCUAAGAGAUUGGUGAAGACUGCAAUGCAGGAAGCAGCUAAGAAACGAGAAAUGCGAUAUUCAGAUUUGAGGGAAAUCGACCGUGGUGUCCGCCGCCAUUUUCAUGACGACAUCACAGUCAUAGUUGUGUUUCUUGACUCAAAUCUCGUGAGCAGAGCGAGCUCAGUCCGAGGCCGUACUAUGUCUUUGAGAGGGAGGGGGGUUAUCCUACCUACAAAAUCUCUAGCCCCUUGUGCCACACCUGCAGAAACUUAACACAAUCUGAUGAAGCUGACCACUCUUCUUCUAGCUGUUUAUGUACCUACCUAGUUCUGGGUCUUCAGAACUUCCAUGACCCAUCAGCAAAUGAAUAUCAAGUAUAAGUUAACACAAGAAGGUUCAGUAAUUUUUUAUUUUUAUGCAUGAUUUAACACUUAACAUGGCAUGUACUCUAUGUAGUUUCCAACAAUUUGAGCAGAAAGUAAAGGAAGAACCAGGGAAAUAGAGCUUAAUCUAAGGUAGCCUUCUUUUU